AAUAAUAAUAAUAAUAAUAAUAAUAAUAAUAAUAAUAAUAAUAAUAAUAAUAAUAAUAAUAAUAAUAAUAAUAAUAACAAUAAUAAUAAUAACAAUAAUAAUAAUAAUAAUAAUAAUAAUAAUAAUAAUAAUAAUAAUAAUAAUAAUAAUAAUAAUAAUAAUAAUAAUAAAAAUAAUAAUAAUAAUAAUAAUAAUAAUAAUAAUAAUAAUAAUAAUAAUAAUAAUAAUAAUAAUAAUAAUAAUAAUAAUAAUAAUAAUAAUAAUAAUAAUAAUAAUAAUAAUAAUAAUAAUAAUAAUAAUAAUAAUAAUAAUAAUAAUAAUAAUAAUAAUAAUAAUAAUAAUAAUAAUAAUAAUAAUAAUAAUAAUAAUAAUAAUAAUAAUAAUAAUAAUAAUAAUAAUAAUAAUAAUAAUAAUAAUAAUAAUAAUAAUAAUCAUAAUAAUAAUAAUAAUAAUAAUAAUAAUAAUAAUAAUAAUAAUAAUAAUAAUAAUAAUAAUAAUAAUAAUAAUAAUAAUAAUAAUAAUAAUAAUAAUAAUAAUAAUAAUAAUAAUAAUAAUAAUAAUAAUAAUAAUAAUAAUAAUAAUAAUAAUAAUAAUAAUAAUAAUAAUAAUAAUAAUAAUAAUAAUAAUAAUAAUAAUAAUAAUAAUAAUAAUAAUAAUAAUAAUAAUAAUAAUAAUAAUAAUAAUAAUAAAAAUAAU
This is a messenger RNA of Wyeomyia smithii (pitcher-plant mosquito), 696 nucleotides long. RefSeq lists its product as uncharacterized. Lineage: Eukaryota; Metazoa; Arthropoda; Insecta; Diptera; Culicidae. The record is from RefSeq and is a predicted model, not a curated record. The transcript has a single exon. The annotation marks the transcript as partial.